This is a messenger RNA of Acipenser ruthenus (sterlet), 2472 nucleotides long. RefSeq names its product transmembrane protease serine 2-like. Gene Ontology annotation, molecular function: protein binding; serine-type endopeptidase activity. Gene Ontology annotation, cellular component: membrane. Gene Ontology annotation, biological process: proteolysis. Lineage: Eukaryota; Metazoa; Chordata; Actinopteri; Acipenseriformes; Acipenseridae. The coding region runs from base 272 to 1798 and encodes 508 amino acids. The record is from RefSeq and is a predicted model, not a curated record. The transcript is spliced from 15 exons.
AAGUGCUUGUGUCACCUGUUACAGCUCUAGCCUCAGCUUCUCUUUGUUUCAACAGUAUUUGAUUAGGAAUCCCAAAGUUAACCUCACUCGAAAAAAAAAGGUGUGGUCUUAGUAGUUUACGUUUAAGCCGUGAAGGGAGCUGUGUAGUACGUAUCGCCAUUCAAAACAGUAAUGUACCGGCAAAGCUGGAAGUAAGGACACGGACUAGUAACACUUAACGAAAAAGAACACAGUUACCAACACAGAAGAGCUGCAUUUAAUCAGUACAAGUAUGGCUGCAAAUCCACAUUCAGGUCCAUAUUAUAUAAACUAUGGAUUCCAACAGGGACAAGACCUUCCCCCUCCAUACAACCUAGCUGCAGGCGCUCCUCCCCCACCGUAUCUACCUCAGCACCCCCCCUCAGCUGUGCCGCAGUACAGCCCUUCAGUUCCCACGCACAUUCCCACCCCUCAACGAUACCUGCAGGACAGACCUGCCUCUUCAGGCAGGAGGACAGUCGCUCUUGCUCUCAGUGUUGUUGGUGUGCUACUCAUUUUGGGAGUGACAGGGUUUCUCAUCUGGUAUUUUGGGUUUAUAAAACGUUUACCUGUUUUUGAGUCAACUCUCUGGCCCUCACUCACAUUCUCACCCACCCCAGAAACAGUUAGUUCUAGCUGCAUGUUUGGUGUGCCCUGUGGGUCUUCAGGAAGCUGUGUGAGCUCAUCGAAGUGGUGCGAUGGUACACCAGACUGUCCACUAGGGGAAGACGAGGAAACGUGCCUCCGGCUCUAUGGAUCCAACUUCCUUCUGCAGGCCUAUUCCCCCACUAGCCAGUCCUGGAAGCCAGUGUGCGCGGAUUACUGGAGUGAUAGCUAUGGCAAAAGCUCCUGCGAACAGAUAGGGUACAGCAGAGACACAUACUUACAGUUUGGAAAAACCAGUCAAAUCUCUAGUGGAUCCAGUGGGUUUAUGAAACUGGACUCCGGUUUAAGUAAUACAGGAGGAAAACUCCAAAACAUGCUGACGAGCAGCAAUUGGUGUUCAACUGGAUCAGUAGUCACACUGCGCUGCAUAGGCUGUGGUGUUAAAUCUACUCCCUCGACUCGGAUUAUUGGAGGGACAGUGGCCCAGGUAGGGGAAUGGCCAUGGCAAGUCAGUCUCCAGAUUAACAAGCAUCAUAUCUGUGGUGGCACCAUCAUCACCCCCUACUGGAUAGUGACAGCAGCACACUGUGUAGAAACGUAUUCUCAUGCUUCUUAUUGGACGGUAGUUGGUGGCUUCCUUACGCUGACAGAAAUGCAGACCGUCCCAGGAUCCUCUGUGUCUCUUAUUAUUGCCAACAAAAAUUACAACAGCCAAACAAAGGACAAUGACAUUGCACUCAUGAAACUGACCAGGCCUCUUGCAUUCUCAAAUACUGUAAAGCCAGUCUGUUUGCCAAAUGUGGGUCUGCAGGCAGCUCCUUCAAGUCAAUACUGGAUAUCUGGAUGGGGAGCGUCGAGAGAAGGAGGAGCCUCUACUGAGGAUCUGCUGAUGGCCCGGGUCAAUGCUAUUGGUCGGGACACCUGUAACAGUGCCCAAGUGUACAAUGGGUUGAUAACGAAGGCAAUGAUCUGCGCUGGGGUUCUGCAAGGUGGAGUGGAUUCCUGUCAGGGUGACAGUGGCGGGCCAUUAGUUACACAGGAGAACUCGCUGUGGUGGUUGAUGGGAGACACAAGCUGGGGUUAUGGAUGUGCCCAGCGAAACAAACCCGGAGUGUAUGGCAAUGUGACAUAUUUCCUGGACUGGAUUUAUCACCAGAUGCAGACCAACAGAUGAAGAAUGUUUGAAUGGCAUGGAUGGUAAUUCAGAGGGAAUAAGUGCAAUUGAAGACACUUGUUUUAAUAACAUUGUGAACCUUAUUUUAUCUUGCCAAAAAAAAAAAAAGAAGAAAAUAAAACCAAAUAAUGAUAUAUUUCUCAUGGGAUCCAGAUUGCAAUAGACUCUCUUGUUUUUUAAUCCCGAUUGCUUUUUAAAGUAUUACUGAUGCAUUGCCCUAUACAGCUACUGCCAGCUGAUUACAUGUGUACUCAUGAUCAAGACUCUUAUGAAGUCACUGAGAUCCUUCUGCUUACCUAUUGUUUUUGCUGAAUAGUUGCACACACAUCUCACACAGCUGACAUAGCUAUAGUGGAUCACUGACACAUGUUCAGUUUACUUCAAUUGUCUAGUUUUUCCGCCUUAUGUACUUUCUACUUUUGUUUGGGGAGCAUAAAUGUUUACUAUUGUUUAGUAAAAGGGAGCCUUACAAAAACGUUUGUCCUUGUGAGUGCAAGUCUAACGUCAAAUGGAAUCAUGUAAAUGUCUUUUAUAAACUGUACUGUAUAUGUAAUCCAAUGUGAAUGUAUUUAAGAGCAAAUCUGUAUGACCAAAUAGUCUGUGGAUGAUUCUGUUUCGGUUUUGUAUGAUUUUUGUUUGUUUUUAAACAUCAUUAUAUUGGUACACUUUAACCA